Molecule: messenger RNA, 1165 nt
Organism: Trichophyton rubrum CBS 118892
Lineage: Eukaryota; Fungi; Ascomycota; Eurotiomycetes; Onygenales; Arthrodermataceae
Exons: 3
Coding region: 29-1165 (378 amino acids)
Molecular function (GO): nucleic acid binding
Source: RefSeq, a predicted model, not a curated record
CACAACUCCAUCUUUGGGCAUCGCUGCGAUGGCCGUCCAUCCAACCCUCAACGCUAGCCCGGCACCUGGAUCCACGGCAACAACGUCGAAUGCUCUCACGCCGCAGCAGGUCUACGCGAUCUCAAGCUGGUCGGAGCAGGCCAUCGAGAGUCUGUCCCUCGAGUCCUCGCCGAUUCCCUAUCGCAAUUCCGCGCCCCUGACCAUCCCGCUGGAUGAUGACGUGCCGCAGUCGCCCACGCCUACUCCCGUGCGGUUGAGACGCAGCGUCCGCGUUGCAGAGGACACCACCGGCACCGGCGCUGCUACUACUGCUGGGCCAUCGACAUACAGACGCAGAGAGCCACUGCGCCGCGAUAGCCUGAAGCGUCGCGAGUCGUUGCUCAAGGGCAAGGAAGGAAGCCGACGACGACAGCGCUGGGAGAACGACCGUCUACUGAGCAAUCCUUGGGCUCAGCCUCCAUCAGCUAACGACUGGGAAAUCCAACCUACGUAUCCUCGUCAUAACCCGGUCCCCUACUAUCUCGCCUCUCUCUGGGACUCUCAUCAAGCCGCAAAGGAACAAGCCCGUCGCAAAUCGAAGAGGGAACAGGGCAUAUCCGAGAAUAAGAAAAAGAAAAAGACACACGGAGAUGCGAAGGCCUCUCAUUCCAACGCUGAGCUCGAUAAGAUAUCCAAGGAGUUGCGGGCUAAACUGAAGCAUGCUCGAGCUGCGCGAGGACUGGUUCAGGAGCUAGAAGAGGAAAUCCGGCUGUUUGUGCAAGAAUGGAUUGAGACCCAAACCUGGCAUCAGCCGAGAGAAGCUGAGAGUGAAUGCUGUAGCGAUAACAGCUCGAGUGACAAUGACGAGGUUGUUUUUGCCGGCCGCAGGGUGAAUCCCUCUACUCGGAAACAGAGACGUUCAUCUCGAGUGGUAUCUGGAGAGAAGAUGGUGUUUGAAAGCCCAGCGGAAGAUCGAGCUGCUGGUUUCGGGCGAUGGCUUGUUCACUCUCUGGCAUCCUACUACGGCCUUCGAACAUGGUCCGUGACUGUCGGCAAUCCUCCUCGCCGUGAAGCGUAUGUGGCGAUCGAUGAGGUCUCACAAGGCCUCCUGGCUGCUGCUGGCCGGGGAUUUCCAGGCAGCAAAUUUGACGGAAUUCUCCCUCGGCCUCUAUGGGUAUCGAUGUAG